Molecule: messenger RNA, 1994 nt
Organism: Salvia miltiorrhiza (redroot sage)
Lineage: Eukaryota; Viridiplantae; Streptophyta; Magnoliopsida; Lamiales; Lamiaceae
Product: aluminum-activated malate transporter 12-like
Exons: 6
Coding region: 178-1782 (534 amino acids)
Biological process (GO): malate transport
Cellular component (GO): plant-type vacuole membrane
Source: RefSeq, a predicted model, not a curated record
UGCAAAUUUUAGUUAAUUUCCCCAAAUUUUCAACCACAUAUACGCUAAAGCUCACCACUUGCGUCCUAUAAAUAUGGCCUAACUCUUACUCAGCAUAGCUUCUUCCAUUUUUUCCCAUCAAAUAUACAUAACAUAAACAUUCUUUUUUCUCUCAAGAUUGAUUAAUUAUAUACAUAAAUGAAUUUUUUUGGAAUGGUAAUGAGGAUUUCUAGGGAUGACUACGACGAUGAUUAUGGUUGGACAGCGAAGAUGGAUAUGGUAAAGAAGCGUUCAAGUGUGCUAGCGAAAUCGACAUGGAUGACGGUGUGUCGGGUCGGGCAAGAAGAUCCAUGUCGGGUGUUUCAUGCUCUGAAAGUAGGGUUUUCUCUCACACUCGUUUCUUUGCUGUAUUUGUUGGAGCCCUUCUUCAAAGGCAUUGGACAGAAUGCCAUCUGGGCCGUCAUGACCGUCGUCGUCGUGCUCGAGUUUACUGCUGGUGCAACAUUGUGCAAAGGGUUGAAUAGAGGCAUCGGCACGUUGUUAGCAGGAUCACUGGCAUUUUUCAUCGAGUUCAUUGCUCAAGAAUCUGGCCAAGUAUUUCGUGCAGUCUUUAUAGGAGUUGCGGUUUUUGUUGUUGGCACGGGGGCGACGUACAUGAGAUUUUUCCCUUACAUAAAGAAGAACUACGACUAUGGAGUGGUGAUAUUCCUCCUAACGUUCAACUUGAUCACGGUGUCGAGCUACCGGAUUCACAACGUGCUUAAGAUAGCACAAGAUCGCUUUUACAUGAUAGCCAUAGGCUGUGGGAUCUGUCUCCUUAUGAGCCUUAUAGUGUUCCCUAAUUGGUCUGGCCAACAUCUUCACAAUUUUACUGCCUCUAAGCUUGAAGGAAUGGCCACUUCCAUUGAAGCUUGUGUGGCUGAAUAUUUCAGCAAUGAAUAUCCAAAUCAUGAUGUGGCCAAAGAGUCAUGUGAAGACCCUAUUUACAAAGGCUAUAAGGCUGUUCUCGACUCUAAAUCCACUGAUGAGACCUUGGCAAUGCAUGCAAGUUGGGAGCCAUGCCAUUCAAGCAAGUGCGAGAGGGUGCCAUGGCAGCACUAUGUAAAGCUAGGCGACGUUCUCCGCCAUUUCGGAUACACCGUUGUAGCUCUUCAUGGAUGCCUUCGUACUGAAAUUCAGACUCCAAGAUCGGUUCGUGCCCUUUUCAAAGAUCCAUGCAUUCAGCUGGCUGGAGAGGUAGCCAAAGCACUGAUGGAACUGGCUGACAGCAUAAGGCAGCGCCGGCAGUGCUCGCCCGAGAUUCUCUCCGACCACCUCCACCAAGCCCUACACGACCUCGACGCCGCCCUCAAAUCCCAGCCCAAACUCUUUCUAGGCCCCAACUCCAACGCCACCAACAACAUGUUGGUCAUGGCGGCUGCCGCCUCCGCCAGGCAGAACUCCUCCCUGUCCAGCGUGAAAACAGACUCGUCCGCGCUGCUCCAGUGGAAGUCCAAGAGGGCUGCUGCCGCCACCGAACAGGCCAAAGAGUUUGUCGAUAGGAAGUCGUCUCUGCGCCCCACGCUGAGCAAGAUUGCCAUCACCAGUCUCGAGUUUGCAGAGGCACUGCCAUUCGCCGCCUUCGCCUCGCUGCUCGUUGAGACGGUGGCAAGGCUCGAUCUCGUGAUCGACGAGGUGGAGGAGCUGGGGAGGGUUGGCAACUUCAGGGAGUUCUGUGCAGGUGAUGAUAAAGUUUGCCAUAAACCUACAAUGGGAAAAGAUGCACCAUUGGAGAAUCAUCUGCCUUCUCAUGGCAUGGAGUAGAUUCAUCAUAAUGCAUCAUACUCUUUCUUUCUCUCUCCUCUCUCUCUCUCUCCCUCUAAGUUAUAAUCAUUUUCCCCCAUGAAUCAAGGGAUACUCUGGCUUAUCUGUUACUAUACUUUUUUUAGGGGGCUAUAUAUACUUCCCCUUUUCUAUUAUGACUUGUUUUUAUACUAUCCUACUACCUAUUCAUAAAUAGAUUUUCAUCUAGACAA